This is a messenger RNA of Colletotrichum fioriniae, 1488 nucleotides long. The record is from RefSeq and is a predicted model, not a curated record. NCBI's taxonomy places the organism in Eukaryota, Fungi, Ascomycota, Sordariomycetes, Glomerellales, Glomerellaceae.
AUGGGAGGUCACUCAUCUGGCAAUGCGGCUUAUGAUGCUGCUUUACAAAGACGCCAGGCAUUGAUGGGGGCUAGUGGUGCAAGGGCUCUUGUGAAGAAUUGGAAAGUCGCCCGCAUCGCCGCCUUCGCCUGCAUUGGCGGUGUCUUGUACGGCUAUAACCAGGGCAUGUUUUCCGGUAUUCUCGCUAUGCCAUCGUUCGAAAAGCAUGUCACCGCCAUCAUUGGGGAUUUCGACCAGCUUACACAUGCUUUCGGCUCAGAUAUGGACGGAUACACUAAGAACCCAACCCAAAAAGGCUGGCUGACAUCAAUCCUUGAGCUUGGCGCCUGGGUCGGUGCUAUCUUAUCCGGCUUCAUUGCUGAAGUUUGCUCCCGUAAAUACGGUGUACUUAUUGCGACUGGUGUUUUCAUGCUCGGUGUUAUUGUCCAAAUUUCUUCCAUUUCUGGUGGCCAUGAGGCAAUCCUUGGGGGAAGAUUCGUCACCGGAUGUAACUACAUUGGCGGCACCACCGAAGACACACAGUCAGAUGCCGCUUGGCUCGUUCCGAUCUGCCUGCAAUUGGGCCCCGCUGUUAUUCUCUUCGUGGGAAUGAUUUGGAUGCCAUUCUCCCCGCGUUGGCUCAUUCAUCAUGGCCGGGAGCAGGAAGCUAGGAAGAUCCUCGCCGAUCUCCGAGACCUCCCCGAGAACCACGAGCUGAUCGAGUUGGAGUUCCUCGAGAUCAAGGCCCAGUCGCUGUUCGAGAAGCGAAGCACAGCUGAGCACUUCCCUCAUCUGAAGGAGCAGACUGCUUGGAACAUUUUCAAGUUGCAGUUCGUCGCUAUUAAGGCUCUUUUCCAGACCAAAGCCAUGUUCAAGAGGGUCAUUGUCGCUACUGUGACUAUGUUCUUCCAACAAUGGACAGGUAUCAACGCCGUUCUCUAUUAUGCUCCUCAGAUCUUUAGCCAACUGGGCCUGAGUCAAACAACCACGAGCUUGCUUGCCACCGGUGUCGUUGGUGUCGUUAUGUUUAUUGCAACCAUUCCUGCCGUACUAUGGAUUGAUCGUGUCGGCCGAAAGCCUGUCCUCAGCAUUGGUGCUAUUGGCAUGGGAACCUGCCAUCUCAUCAUAGCUGUCAUUCUAGCCAAGAACAUCGACAGGUUUGAUCAACAACCAGCCGCUGGGAACAACUUCAUCGUGGGACAAGUCACCCCAGACAUGCUAACAAGCAUCAAUUAUGGCACAUACAUCUUGUUUGGCCUAUUGACCUACAUUGGUGCCGCAUUUAUCUGGUUCAUAGUCCCCGAAACGAAGCGUCUUUCUUUGGAAGAAAUGGACCUUGUAUUUGGCUCUGAAGGCACCGCCGCUGCUGAUUUCGAGAGAAUGGAAGAGAUCAACAACGAAAUCGGCUUGAGUGCAGUGCUGAACCGCGCCUCACCUGGUGGGGGGUUCUCCAAGUCUGAUGACUUAGAAAAAAAGGAGAUCGACGCUGCUUCGACCGAGCACCAUUGA